UGGGGGGAAUCAGCUGACUUCGCGGCGUCGGAUCGAGGAACGGUCAGCGGCGGAGGGGCCUGAGGGAGGUGCCAUGGCGACCACUGUGAGCACUCAGCGGGGCCCGGUGUAUAUUGGUGAACUUCCUCAGGAUUUCCUUCGCAUCACCCCAACACAACAACAGCAGCAGAUCCAACUGGAUGCUCAAGCAGCUCAACAGUUACAAUACGGAGGAGCAAUGGGUACUGUUGGGAGACUGAGCAUCACUGUAGUGCAGGCAAAAUUGGCAAAGAACUACGGCAUGACACGCAUGGAUCCAUACUGCAGAAUACGACUUGGCUAUGCAGUUUAUGAAACACCUACAGCUCAUAAUGGAGCCAAAAAUCCCCGAUGGAACAAAGUUAUUCAAUGCACUGUUCCUCCUGGGGUGGAUUCUUUCUAUCUUGAAAUAUUUGAUGAGCGAGCAUUUUCAAUGGAUGAUCGCAUUGCUUGGACGCACAUUACUGUUCCUGAAUCAUUGAAACAAGGAAAAGUAGAAGAUGAAUGGUAUAGCCUAAGUGGAAGGCAGGGAGAUGACAAAGAAGGAAUGAUUAAUCUGGUCAUGUCAUAUACGUCCUUACCAGCUGCUAUGAUGAUGCAGCCCCAGCCAGUGGUCCUGAUGCCCACCGUGUAUCAACAAGGAGUUGGAUAUGUGCCUAUAACAGGGCUUGAAUACUUUGCUCUGGGAAUGCCUGCCGUUUGCAAUCCAGGCAUGGUACCUGUGGCAAUUCCACCUCCUGCAGUCAACCCUCAGCAUGUGUGUAAUGAAGAGGAUCUAAAAUCGAUCCAGGACAUGUUCCCCAACAUGGACAGAGAAGUAAUCCGUUCCGUACUAGAAGCCCAGAGAGGAAACAAGGAUGCUGCUAUCAAUUCCCUGCUUCAAAUCGCAGAGGAAUCAUAGAUCCUUCUGCACAUUCCCCAUCUUCAUUGUUACCAUUACUUUUGAUUUGCCAAGCCAGGGAUUUAGCUAGACGAAGAACUUCCUGAAAAAGCAUCCUAUGUGAGAGAUUGUGUUCCCUUUUCGUUGGUGGUGAUUUUUGGGACAUUUGCACAUUUGUUUUUACAUAUGAUCUAUAGAAACUUCAGUCAUUUUUAUGAAUAUCAAUUCUGCCGUGUAUGGCUACAUUUCUGUUUGAGAGGUGGAGUUAGGGUAUCUAUGCUGCUUCCCCCCCUUUCUUCCCUCAUUUUGGAAAACACACACACACAGUUUCAACACUAUGCACUAUAGGAUCAGGGGGAGGAAGUAUAGGUUGAGGGAUGAUGGGGACGGGGGGGACUUCUGUUCUAUAGAGUGCUUUUAUUAAAAAUGAUUUUGGUCUGUCUUAAUAAAUGACUCAGUGAGAGACAGAAAUUGAUUACACAGCUUGUUCAGUGAUAUCUGAACUUUGCAGCAAUUUGUAAUGCUUCAUAGUGUAGACAAACUGGCUUUCCUGUAACUUUUCCAUUCAUUCUAAUGAGAGAUCCCCUUGGUCGACCUGUUAAUUGGGCACCAAUGCAAUGUUUUCCUUUGUUUAGAGGCAACUGCUCUGAUGUGUUGCUGUACUUCUGAAAUCUGCCAUUACUACUUUCUCAGGAAACAGCAUCAUAUGGCAGGGGAACAUGUUAAUGUGCUUUUGCGUUUGCACUGUUUUUACUUUUGCAUUUGUGAGACAUUCAAAAAGAUUUAAACAGACGUACCUUGGAAAUUCGGCAUCACAAUUUGAUAGACUUCCUUGUGGAUCAGUUUGUCAUAACAGUAAUAAUGCUUUGAGAAGAAAACCGCUUCAUUCACCUGUAUGGAAGAAACCUAUUUUUACCCUUUUAGUGAAGAAAUUUACUUUCAAGGCAUAACUUUUCAGUAGAAUUUACACUGUAAUGAUUUAUUGGGUAUCAGUUGAGCAUAAUUCCAUCCACCCUGAGGCAUAUGAAAGAAUCCAUUUAACAAAUGAGACAAACCAAACUUUAAAAUACAAUCCCAAUAUAUCGGAAGAGAAGAUUUGUACAUAUUCAUUGUGUAUUGUUAUACCUGUUGAACUUUAGGUGAUGGCAAAUGGUAUAUGUUUAAUUAGUUUAUUUCUUGUUUGUUUGAAAAAAGCAGAUUAAUGCACUUUAAUAUGCACAUUUUUCUUAUAAUGUGCAGUUUGGCUUUUUGAUGGUUUUAAACAUUUUAAAGUUCAUUCUAUAAUUGCUAGCCAUACUUUAUACUUCCUCAUGUGUUUGAAUACAAUACAGACUUUUAAUUUGGCUGUCUUUUUCUUCAUUUUUUUUGCUUUGAAAGAAAAGAUAUCAUGUUCCCUGUUCUUUAUAUAUUUUUUUCCUUUUUGCUCCUCUCCCUCAACCAUUAGAAAAUAUUCACUAAAAUUCAUCAUAUCACCAUGAAUUCUCCUGGCACAGCCAGGUAUAGUUAAAAUAUUUAUUUUUUUAAUUACUAAAGUAAAGGUGGGGAAAUUUUAAAUACUGUACCAAAAAUGUGUGUUUUCGUUCUAUUGAAUGUUGGUUAAAUUGACUGUCUUGCUUCCUUCUUCUUAUUUUUUUUUAGCAGACUGUAUUUGUGAGCACCAAUUCCAUCCUCUGCUCCCUCCUCCUUCUGUUGUUUUUAAAUUGAUGGAUACAGUAUACUGCAAUGUGUUUAAAUUUUUUGCAACAUUCUUUAGAAGAAGUCUCUAUCAGAAAAUUAGCUUCAUUCCUUUUUCCAUACUCUACAGGACUUAGUUUACUGUUAAUGUCAGACAUUUCUCAGUAGCAUCAGAGCACAGUUAAUUUCUGUGUCAUUUGUGAGCUAAUAUCUUUAACAGUAAUAUUACUCAGAAAUUACUCAAAAGUCUGGAAAAAUAAUUUGUUCUUUCAAAAAAUCUGCAGUGUGGGCUGCAUAAUUUACAGAAAGUGUACAUGCACUUCUAGAUUUUGGAACUUACUCUGAAAAAGUCAGUGGGGAUGGUUUGAAAAGGUUGCCUAUACUUUAGGGAUGGCAUAAAAUAGUAUGCUAGAUGCUUUUGGAGCUGAAUUGUAAACACAUUAGAUUGAAUCCAGAGUUUUAUUGUGCUUGUGAGAGCAUCCAUGAACAGAGUUCAACUCAGAAUGUUUUCACUGGCAGAAAAGGGAGAAGGCAUUUUUUGCUCAUUUCUCCCUCCCUUUGCCAUCCCUAGCACAACCUCCCCCAUUAUUCUGGAGGGUCCCACAAACUUGCAGAGCAGUGUUUUGGGGAACAUGGGCGACUGCAGAGGACAGGGAAAAUUUCCAGAGCAGGAAAGCAAUCACUUCCUUUCCUGUUCAUCUGGAUCAAAAGUCUUUGACUUGACAGAAGGAGCACUUCUGUCCACUGGAGGUUUUGGCUGGAUCCAAUCCAUUGAAAACAGUUGAGAAUGCACUUUCACAAUCAAGGUUGGGAUGGAAAAUGGGAAUGUUAAGACUAAAUUCAGUUUCUGGAAGUUCCCAGGAACUGAGGCCUGUGUAUAGCUUGAGAGGUUCUAGUAGUGGUUAUUAAGCUGCUUUUUAUGUACAGUAGAGAGGAGAGAACCUUUGUAGAUCAUCAACAGUAAAUAUGGUAAAAUUCGCUAUUAACAUUUUCCUCUGUCAUAAUGCAGAAAAAUGACAAUACACAAUCCUUUAUUAAAUUAAUAUCCAGCUUUCACUUACAGUGUAUUACUUACAGUGUAUUUGUCAUUAAAAUAAAAAGGGCAAUUGCAAGCAUUUUUACAGUUCUGCAAGCAUAUCUUUUCUUGAUAGCUCCUUGGAUGUACCCUAAUCCUACAAACAUGUAUUUGGAAGUAAUCCCUGCGGAUUGCAAUAAAAUCAGCCUCCAAAUAAGUGUGAAUAAAAUCAGGGUAGAAGUUAGUCAUGUGCAGAACUGAACUGAGCUAGUCACCGGUCACUUAAACUAAAUGCUGUGCAGCGCACAAGUCUUAAUACUGUUUCUCAUAUGCUCCAUUUUACAGAACACCGUGUUCAGCUUUGUGCAUCUCUUACAGCUUUCCUCCACAGCCCAGAAGCUGCUGUGGAACUCUGCUGAAGUUCAAACCUGCCAAGGGUCUGUGAGUGGUUAAAUCCAGGAAUAUUUUUAUCUAGCUAGAUGCUUGCCACCUUCUUCUCUACAGCUGUUUGAGUGUGUGCUGAUGGUUCUAAGUGUUUCCCAUCACAGAUAUUAUUGCUUGUAUUGGCUGACCUGUAAUACUGUAUAGAGGAUGUUUUGCUGUAAUAAUUCUGAAGACAUUGUUUUUUUACUGUAUUGAGGUCCAGACAUUUGUCUCUAGCAUUAUAAAGUCUUUUUUCCCAUUCUAUCUAAUUUAAUAAAUGUAUACCAAACCAUGUAAAA
This is a messenger RNA of Elgaria multicarinata webbii, 4309 nucleotides long. It is a transcript of the gene TOLLIP, whose product is annotated as toll interacting protein. Gene Ontology annotation, molecular function: ubiquitin conjugating enzyme binding; ubiquitin binding. The record is from RefSeq and is a predicted model, not a curated record. Gene Ontology annotation, biological process: ubiquitin-dependent protein catabolic process. NCBI's taxonomy places the organism in Eukaryota, Metazoa, Chordata, Lepidosauria, Squamata, Anguidae. The coding region runs from base 74 to 919 and encodes 281 amino acids. The transcript is spliced from 7 exons. Gene Ontology annotation, cellular component: cytoplasm.